Messenger RNA from Aplosporella prunicola CBS 121167, 2424 nucleotides. RefSeq lists its product as uncharacterized. Lineage: Eukaryota; Fungi; Ascomycota; Dothideomycetes; Botryosphaeriales; Aplosporellaceae. Gene Ontology annotation, biological process: transmembrane transport. Gene Ontology annotation, molecular function: oligopeptide transmembrane transporter activity. The transcript is spliced from 2 exons. The coding region runs from base 1 to 2424 and encodes 807 amino acids. The record is from RefSeq and is a predicted model, not a curated record.
AUGCGGGCUCUUUUCGCCAAGAGGCAGCCGGCGUCGCGAGCACCACAGGACGUACCAACGGAACAAAACGACGACGACGUCAUUGCACAUGGGCCGCCACACCUGGAAGGGAAACCCACAGAGAAAGAGCAAGGAGAGGGCGAGGACGCGCUGAAGAAGGGCGCCAGAGUCGAGACCCAUGGCUCCAGCAGCGCAUCCAGCUCGUCGCGGGCAGACGCGGAGCCCACGGGCGAGAAAGCCACCGAGGACGCCGACGCCGCAGACCCCGAGCUCCGAGACAUUCCCCGCCAGGUGCGGCAGAUGGUGUCGCUGGAAGACGACCCGGCCGCGCUGACCAUUACCUUCCGCUAUUUCCUGCUCUGCUUCAUCUUCAUCCCGCCCGGGGCGUUCCUGUCGCAGAUGUCGACGUACCGCACCACGUCGGCGCCGUAUUCGGUGUUGUUCGUGCAGAUUGCCUGCCACUACCUAGGCGCCUGGCUCGCGAAGGUGCUGCCGGACAAACGGGUCGGGAUCCCGGGGACGCAAUGGGGGUUUAGUUUGAACCCUGGGCCGUGGAGUGUGAAAGAACACGUGCUUGUGACCAUUUCGGCGGCGUCGGGGGCGACGAGCAAUUUGGGGAGCUCGCCAAUCAGCAUUGCGCCGCUGUACUACAACACGGACGUGUCGCCAGGAGUGGCCAUCUUCUUCAUGUUCAGCAUUGUGUGGCUGGGCUACUCGCUCGCGGCGCUGGCGCGCCAGUUCCUCAUCUACGAGCCGUCGUUCGUGUGGCCGCAGGCGCUGAUGCAGUCGACGCUGUUCAACUCGUUCAAGGCCUCAGCCGAGGACUCGCGGAUGGGACGGCGGCGCAUGCGCGUCUUCUUCUGCUGCCUGGGCGGCAUGAUCCUCUGGCAGUUCUUGCCCGAGUACGUGUUCCCGUUCCUCAGCUCGCUGGCCUUCCUGUGCUGGGUCGCGCCGCGCAAUGCCACGGCCAACUUUGUCGGCUCCGGCCUCGGCGGCAUGGGCUUCUUGAACCUGAGCCUUGACUGGAGCAAUAUUACGUCGAACAUCAUGCUCUACCCCUUUUGGACGCAGGCCGUCAUCUUCGCCGGCUUCGUCUUCAGUGCCUGGAUCCUUCUCCCCGCAGCCAAAUAUGGCGGACUCGGCUCCGAUGACACGCGCCCGUUCCUCAUGUCCAAUGCUCUUUUCCAAGCCAAUGGUUCCAAAUACCCCACCUCCGAGCUCAUCACGCCCAGCCUGACGCUGAACGAGACCGCACUCGAGCACUACGGCCCCCCGCUGCUCGGCACGCAGUAUAUCUGGAAUUUGUUCUUCACGUACGCCGCCUACACGUCGUCGUUUUCGUGGAUGUUUUUGUUCGGGUGGCCGAGCAUCAAGGCCAGUUACGUGCGCGUGCGGGACCGCUUCCGCACGCGUGGCUCCGUGAACGCAACAGACCAGUACAGCGAUCGGUUGAAUAUUCUUAUGCGCCCGUAUAAGGAGGUGCCGUUGUGGUGGUACGGGGUCCUGUUUUUGACGCAGUUCGUCGCCAUGCUGGCCAUCCUGGGAACCGGCAACAUGUUCAUCCCCAUUUGGACUUACAUCGUUGCAGUAGUCAUGGGCGCCGCUAUUGUGUUGCCAUUGGGCUGGUUGUACGCUGUCUGCAAUUAUCAGUUGGCUAUAGGCGACUUCAACGAGUUGCUCUUCGGCUACAUGAUCAACGCUAUCUCAGGGCAUAAACACCCAGCCGGCGCAACCACUUACGGAGCUAUUGCAGGCGAUGCCUGGUAUAGGGCUCAAUAUAUCCUCCAGGACCAAAAAAUCGGACAUUACAUGCAUGUCCCACCACGCCUCGUCUUCUUCUCGCAAAUCUUCGGCGAACUGAUCGGCAUUCCCAUCAACUACGGCACAAUCCAAUGGAUCAUCAAAACCAAGCGAGACUUUCUACUCGGCACCAAGACGGACCCACUGCACCAAUGGUCGGGCCAAACACUGACGGGGUACAACUCCAAAGGCGUGCAAUACGUGCUAAUCGGGCCGGCACGGAUGUUCUCGCAAGCAAUCUACAACCCUUUGCCAUGGGGAUUCCUGGCCGGCUUCGGCGCACCGAUAGUGCUGUACCUUUUGCACCGGUGCUUCCCGCGCGCGCGGUUCGACCUCUGGAACGUCACCAUUUUCGCGGCGACGGCGGGCUCGUUCUACGGUAACUUGAGCACGGGCUACGCGUCCAAGUUCAUUGGCGGCUUUGUCGUCAUGUACUGGGCGUAUCGCCAUCGGUUCGAGCUCUGGAAACGCUAUAAUUACGUUAUUGCGGCGGCGUUUGAUGCCGGGUUCAACUUUAAUAUGUUGCUUGUGUUUUUGUUCUUUGGCUCGGGCAAGCAGAUCUCGAUGCCGAAUUGGUGGGGCAAUAAUGAGACGUCGGUGGAGCGGUGCUUUGCGCUGGAUUAG